GCGGUGCAGAGCACACGUCAUCGGCGAAUGAAAAUUUUCAAACGGAUCGAAUUUUGAUCGGGGUAUGUCGAUUUGACACCCGUUCCGCGAGUAUAUUCAACAAUAAUAAUUCUUGAGCGUUUUGUAAUUUUUUUCGCGUAUUUUUUUGACGUGAAAAUUUGAUUUUUUUUUCGAGGUUUUGUGGCACGAGGUGGCGCUAGUGGCAGCCAACAGGAUGUGGCUGAUCUGGCGCGUGUGGAGCCUGGUGGUGUGCAUAUGCGCAUGCGUGGCACAGCGCAUAGACCAGGAGGCGGUGCUUACCCGGCCCGCCAGGGUGCGCGACCGGGACAACAAGCCUGAUGAGCCGACGUGCGACCAGCUCAAAGCUAUGUGGAGGUUCUCAAAACGGCAAGCGCGAGCUCCCGAGAUAAUGAACGAAGUGAACUCCUACCGCGACCCGCUGAUGUACAACGAGUGGCCCGUCUACACCGCCAUGCCGCGCGCCGCACCCAGAUUCCGGUACCAGUACCCGUCCGUGCCACGCGAGGCGUACGGCCGCGUCAUCACCAAGGCACCCCCUAACGUUGUCCGCACACCCGAUUAUGGAGAGAUGUUCGGCAUGCUCAACGUGCCCCACACAUCAGGCAAGAUACUGCGCUACUCCGGACCCUCCCGACCUCGCGGCCAGCCCACCUUCAUGGUGCCUCCUCAGAGGGACAGAUUCGAGGCACUGAAGAAACUCAUCCGCCAGGAGCAUGUGCGUGAGCUGCAGCGGAAAUUCGAGACGGAGCAGAAGCAGGAGCUGAAGGAGAUCGCGGCUGGACGAGGUAACGAGGACUACGUAUACGGAACAUACGGGGAGCAAGAGCCGAGUGAGCUGCAGCAGCUGGAGUAUGCAGCCGACGAGCCCGCUGCCAGGCACGGGAAGAAACCACAAGCGGGCAGUCGUCAAGUGUCACAGUUCUCACGCUACUCUGACGUCAUGCUACCACCGGUGCGCCGCACGUUCUACCACCCCUACUUCGACUACAUCCCCGAAUACGGCCCCUACUACUGAGCCACUCGCAUCCAGAACGUCUCAGAACAUACCAGAACGAUCCAGAACAUUCCAUACGGGACACUCCUUUACGUACAAAACCUUCUCUGGCUUUAAUAACUCCAAUUCAUUGUUAUAAUUAAUUAAUUGUACUUAAGGAGCUUGUGGUACUUUUGACGUAGGUAUUAAUACACUUACUUAAACGUAAAAAGUUUUUAAAGAAGACGAUUACAUUACAUAAUAUGUUUUCGUUGUCCUAUCUGUGGAACCAUAAUUAAAUUGAACACGCUAUGAAUUUCAAUACACUCUUGUGCCAUUGAUAUUACAAGCACUGAUGUAGGUACAAUAAUAAACAAUUCAAUCAAAAAUAUGCUGUUUAUAACGUCGCUAAAAGUUAAAACUGUAUUGAAUCAGUCAAUAGAAGGUCGCUAAAAGAAAAAAAAAAGAUUCCGACGAAUUGAUAACCUCCUCCUUUUUUUUAAGUCGGUUAAAAAUUGUCUAAUGUUUUCAAUCGGAGUAAAUGCUUUCUUUUAGUUUGCUAAUAAAACAUACAUGGUUUAAGACAAAGGAAUACAUGUAAACAAAAGGAAAUACAAAAAAAAACACAAGACGAAAAUCAGAAAAUCGGAGAAAUCUAAAUGUUGUCUAAAAUCUGUUGCAUCAACAUUUAAAGUGGCAGCUGCUAUAUUUUUUUUUAAUUUGUAUGAUAAUCCUAAAAUAUGUCAAACAAUGAAGUGUAUCAAACUUACCACAAGCUCCUAAACUAUUGAGUUAAAAAAAUCACUAUCAGUAUUAAAAAUGGCCAUAUCGGAAACCAUAUCCCUCUAUUCGCUUUUUUUGAAGAAAACCGAGCUUGCAGCCGCUUAUUACAGUAUUUUUAUAUUUAUAAAACGCAUUUUGUCUGUAGAUACGCGAUUUUGAAUCCCAAUUUUAAGAUUGUAUUUUUAUAGAAUUAAGAUUUUCCCUCGUGCCAGUUUUAGGCUGGCUUAGAAAUGUGUAACCUUUUCAGGUUUGAGUCGACAAUAAUGUUUACUUUUAAUUCUAUUGAAUAAAAUUUAUUAUAAUAUAAAAUUAUUAAGAUCAAUUAUUAAUCAAUUUUUAAUUGAACAAACUGGGAACUGUCAAUUUCCGAGACUACAAGAUGACAAUAAAUGGAUAAUAAAAAAAAUAACGUUUUACCCAAAAAAAAAUUGUAGAUGAUUAUAUUAUUGUAUUUAAAAAUUCAAUUCAAUAUUUAUUAGUAUUGUAAGUAUAUUUAAAAAAAAAGUGUGUGUCAAAUCCGACGCACGAAUGGAGUUUACUCUCUCAGAUCGACUGUCUAAAUAGAUGUAUGUUGCCUUGUAGCAUACACUAUGUACGUCUCAAUACAUACGCCUGAAAAGUGAAAGGUGCGCAACUGAGGAGCAGCAGGCCGCGGCAUGCGCGCCCGCCAACAGUGUGCACAUGCUGUUGGCGUGUGCACACUGUUGGCGGUGCACACAUGUGAAAGGUGCGCAGAAUAGGUUGCGCACAAAAAACGUAACGCUGUCAUUCGUUCAUCGAAUUUUACUGCCCAUAUUUUUUCAUACCGGGAGCUGUAUAUGAAAAAUCGAUUCUUAAGGAGUAAACUCCAAAAAUAACGGCGUAUAUAUAUUGAAAAUUGUGCAAGUACAAGUAAUUCAAGUAUUGAAAACAUUUUUUUGGAUUCGCCAGUCUAUUAUGUAUAAUAUUUUGUAGAUAUUUAUGUUGUUCUUUUUUAAUUUUCACGGGACUCUGUGAGAGCCCGACGGACGGCUCGUGGAAGAAAAAUUUAUUUAUAAUAUUAAGCAUUUUAGUUAAAGAUAACAAGGGAAUUAACUUUUUGUUAAUGUUUUAUAAUUCUUUCUAUAACUUAUUGUGUAUAUGUAAUGGCUAUACGUUAUUGUAUAGAUAAAAAAGCUUUGUAUAUUAAUUUUGUCAAUUAAGUUAUUAUAUUAUAAUUUAUAAGUGAAUUAAUUUUAAGUCUAUUUUGUACAGCGUAUUUGGUUACUGAUUUUAUAUAGAUAUUGUUGUACUUAAUUAGUAAAUGUAGCAAAACAAUAAUUGAAUUAAUUUAAAUAUCUAACCACAUGAUGACAUUAAAUUACAUUUGAUGUAUUUUUGAAUGAGUAAUUAUAUACAUUUUUUAAUAAUAUUCAGUUGAUUAAUUAAAAAUAAACCUAUAUUUACAUUAUUAAAAGUACUUAAAUUCAGUAUUUUUACAAUAUACGAUAAUAAAAAUUGACAAUAAUACAAGAUGUAGUCUGACAAUAAAUAAUAUAAAGAUCUCUUUUAAAAAAUCUUAGUAAAGGUAGUGGUUUAAGUAAUUUUAUUACUUAAAUAAAUAUUUUUUUUUAUUUUACACAAUAAGUUCAAUACUAUAGGAACUUUCUGCAAAUAUCUAACAUGUAUUUAUUAACGACUCAUAAUUCUCGGAGUUAUCGACUAAAGACUUACGGCCUUUCCUUUAAAUAGCUCAAUUUAAGUGUUGCCCAUAUAGUUUUCGUGUUACCCCAAUGCAAUAUCCUACCUAGAAAUCGCAUUAAGAUUAUGUAAUAUAAUUAAGACAUGGUUAUUCUCAAAAUUGAUAAUUGUUGCUAUAUUAUAUGCUGAAUUAUAUAAUAUACAAUUAAAACGAUCACGUAGUUUGAAUGUCUACACAUAUGUAUAACUGUCGUUGUGAUUAGGAACUAAGAUUAUCCUGUAAUAUAUUCCAACAGCCUAAAGGACGGCUAAGUCGGUAUCGGUGGGCGGUUACUGUGGAAGAGUAGACUUUAUUGCGUGUGUAAAAGGGCUAAAUUCGCUCAGCCGAGCCGGCAGAUAAAUGCUUUAACUACAUUUAAAUGUUUCAAGUUAGUUACCUAUUUGUAUAUUACUCGUAGAAAGCGCGUCGCGCCUUGUCAACCUAUCUACUCUUGUAUGAAUUUUAGAUGUAUAUGAUACGGAUGGAAAUACUUUUUGGAGUGGUUUACUGAAUUGUAAAGUGUUGCUGAAGUUUUCUAACAUUUCCCUGCGGGUAAGUUAAACGCGUAUGCUUUUUUUAAUAAAAAUUAUACCUACAAACUCAACAUCAUGACUUGCUUUGAGUUAACCAAAUUGUUGAAAUUUUACAAAUCUAUUCUAUUUCGGAAUUUUAGAAGAUCACAAAAUUUAAAAUCACAAAUGAAAAUGUUUUCCGGCAUUAAAAAGUUCAACUGACAUUAGGCCAAAAUAUUACCAGUCGAGUAUGUUCGCAUAACUUCAGGGAAAAAUAAAAUUUUCGUCUUCGAGUCUUUUAACGAAAUACUAAUAAUAGUAUUUCAGUAGAUUAUAUAUUAAUAUGAUUGUGUACAAGUUUGACUGGUUUACAAAUUAUAACGACCUAAACUGCGGAUUGUAGUGUAAUGAAUUUUUUAACAAUAUUUCGAUUUUCGUAGUUCAAUAAUCCAAGUGAGAAGGGACUGUAGCUCAAUAACAACUAAUUGAUAGGAAGGAAUGGAAUAAUAUUCAUGUCUCAGUGACAAGGUUAUUUUAAAAACUAUAUAUUUUCUCAAUUUCUACCGCGACGCGCAAAUCCUACCAAAAAUCCUACCAUAACCCCUACCAAAAAUCCUACCAAUCCUAAAGCUAUGCACAGAUGUGAGCAGAUUAGCAGAAAUGACUACUCAACAACACUAAAUGGUAUGUAUAGAUGAGUUAGAAUGUAAGGAUGUUGUUAACUAUUAUGUGCUAGUUAUAUAUUAAUUGUCUAUAUCUAUUGACGUGUUCGUUUUUGGCGUGUUCACCCGUGAUCUUUCGUUCUCGUCUUGCGUCUACACAGCUGACAUAUAUACCAUUUUGAUCUUUACUAACAACCAAUUAAAAUACUAAACCCAUUAUAUAUUACAUAGAUAAAUAAUCUCAAUUUCGUAUAUGUUAACUAGCAUACAUCAAAGAUACGGUAUUAGCGUGCUGUCAUGCGUUCAAAAUCAAUACUCGGAUAUUUCACGCAGUUACGUGGUUUUUGGAAAACUUCGAUUAUUUGUAAAAACUUUACCAACGAUCCAGAAGUUUGUGUUACUUAAUGAACUUAACUAUUAAUUAAUGAACUUAUGUAAUAUUAAAUAAACUUAAACACUACCUUAAAACCUAAAACUUAACCAAACGGAGUGUUUGGAAAAAUUAUUUUACACGGUAAAUUGUGUUGGAACUUUUUUUUCUAUAGUGUAAGAACCAUUGUAACCCACAGUUUCAGCAAAUAAAUUAUUAUUAUUAUUACUAGCUGGUAAAUUAGUUUGACGUUUAUUCUUUUAGUGACACCAAUUAACAUCGUAACGUCACAAAAUGGACGACAGCGUUUUUGACGUUUGAAAAAAUUCAAUAAAUACAUUAUUUCUAAAUUAAGUUUUUUAUAAAACCCAAUGAAAUCCUUAUUCCAUGCAAGUACUACUCAAAAUUAUACAGUCUAAGUUAAAGGAUAUGGUCCAAUUCAGAUCCACUCUUGUACACCAUAUCAUUAAAAUUUAUAAAAUACAAAGUUUUUACUAAAAUCUAAACAAGUGAAUAAAUCUAACUAAAUAAAAAGAAAUAAAUAAAAUUAUAACCCAAGUUUUUGAAUUAUAACAAGAUGGCGCCCUUAAAGCAUCUAUGACAUGACAAUUGACAGCAAACGUCAAAACGACUACUGCAUUGAAAACGUCAUCAAUCCGCCAUUAUUAUACCCUUAUUAGUGUCGCAUUUCUUGGGAGAUAAUGAAUAUUAUUUCGAAAGAAUUAAAGUAAAUUCGUAGAUUUGUAUACUCAAAAAUAGUAAAUAAAAUAUUUUCAUUUAUUUCCGCUAGGGACAAUGACUGAUCCUGGGCUCCAUACAAUUUUGGACCAUCUCCUUUGAUAUGAUAUGAGUCAACUAUCCUAUUGAUCUUAUGUAUAUGUCAUACGAAGUCAUAAGUCACACAGCAUUAGAGACAAAAGCAUAACACACAUGCGACAAAAUAAAACGCAAGAUGAAAAUGAAUGGCGAAUCGUGGACACGACAAACUAAACGACUGAGUUCGUCGACAUAACCUCACAGACUAUAACAUUGGCUUUAACUUAUAUAACAUAUGUAUUUUACGGCUUUAAGCUAUAGUCAAAUUCCAUUAAACUUCUAUUUAUUGACGGACAAACAGUCCUAUCCUACGCAUUUAGCGAUAUAUAAAACGUAUAUACAUUUUAUUUAUAUUUAUAUAUAAUAUGAUUUUCUAUAUCAAUAUAUUCCAUAGCUUUUUGCUGGGCUUACGUAUUGUCAUAUUGAGGUGUCAUGGUAGAAAAUAUUUCCGGUAGCAUUAGCGGAGUUUACAGGUGUUAUUUUAUCUAAAGUAAAUUUUUAUUUUGGGUUUAAAGGGCUUAUAACUGAUAACGUUAUAAAUAUGUAAGCUUUUGGCUUACGAUCAAUAAUAUUGUACUUGAAAUUAUGGUUAAUCAUAAAAUAAUUUAAAUUUCUAUCAAAGUUUUAUUUAUAAAUUAAAGGAGGAUAUAAAUUUUGGAACCAAGAAGUGUUAGCUUUUAUCUGUUCUGUUCUUAAUGUGCAAUAACAAAACAAAUAUGAGUAAAUGAAAAAUUAAUAGACGUUGAUAUGCUACGACCAGUGUGGAACGUAACAAAGAUCGAGGCAUGCGGACGCCGAUCGUCAAUCCAACUUCGAGUGAAACAACGACAAAACCUUUGAAAAAAAAAGUAUUGGUAAAAUUAGGAAUAUAAAAGGAGGUGUGAAAGUAGCGUCAGUGACGAUAAAGUUAAGUGAAAGGCUAGCUUGGUAUAGGCAUGUGAUUCGAAGGGACGAAAAUCAUAUUGCAAACUUUACUUGUGUUUUUAUGCGAUGAGAAAACAAAUAUAAGUAAAUCAAAAUUAAAUAGACGUUGAAAAUUUUGAAAACCACUGUCGUGAUGUAUGGAUAUGAAAGUUGGCAGUAAAAUAAACGUAUUAUAAAAUAAUUCAUGCAAAUGAAAUGGGUAUGUUGGUGUGGAUAUGUGAUGUGAUAUGACUUUGAUAGGUAAAAUAAGGAAUGAAUAUAAGGGGAGGUCUGAAAAUAGCGCUAGUGACGAAAAAGUUGAGGAAUAAAAGGUUAACUUGGUUUGUGAUUUUAUGAUUCGAAGGGAUGAAACUCAUAUUGCCAGAAGAAUUAUGAAAUUGCAAGUGGAUGGACAUAUGAGAAGAGAAAGGCCAAAAAGAGAGAAAGAAAGGCAAUCAUCUCUUUGAGAGAGUGCGUGGAAAAGGAGUAGAUGUCAAAUGAUAGAACGAUGGGAAAAGUAAUAAUUAAUAAUAGAAUUGGAAAAAAGGAAAAGGAGAUGAUGAGUACAACGACAAGCCGACGACAUUAUAUUGUACCUAAGGGUACACAAGCUUAAAUAGCUAUAGCCCAAUAACGAAACUUAUCAUGACAUGAACAUUGGACACAUCACAGCUCAAUAUGACACGUCUGUACCCGGUGUAAUGAAUUAUUUUUACUGUCAUAAUAUUUGUCAUAUAUAAGUAAUAUUGUGUAGCAUUUGUGAAUGGCGUAUUGCAAAAUAACUAGAUGUUUUCGAUUAACGGACUAAACUCGAAAAUUUUUAUUGUAUGUACUUAAAUAGUUUGUCGUUUACAUAUCUUGGUAUAAUCUUAAACGAAUGUAUCUUGCCUAACCGACAUAUUAUGAAGUAAUCAUAUCAUGUAAGAAAAUUAUAAAUGUUGUUCUAGGGAUUUCAAGUUAUCGAAAAUGACAAAACAUUAACACAAUAUUAGAUAAUAAUUAAGAAAAAGUAAUUAGUACAUACAAGCACGGUAAAAUCCACAGACAAAAUAAUCGAUUUCUUUCUAAAACCAAUACAAUAAAAAUAAAUCGUUAAAAAGAUUAAACGUUCAAACCGUAUAAUUUAUUGAAAAAUAGUUACUAAUGCUUUCGAUAGCUUGGAAUACCUCUAAACUAUUUAAUCGUAAAUUAAUUAAUGUUAAAUUAAUUAAGAUUGUGACGCGGUCUGAGGAAAAUGUGACAAUAAUGUUGACAAUAAACGGACGGAGCCAAUAUCGACCUUGUGUGUAAGGCGAUAGAGUUUAUUAGAGGCUGGCCGCGUGUGUACGAAUAAUAUAUUAUACAAAUAACUCUAUCCAUAACAUUUAAUAUUUUAAAGUGUAUUUUAAUUGGUGUUUUAUUUUGGUGAAAUAAAGAUAGUUUACUCCGAG
Molecule: messenger RNA, 8169 nt
Organism: Bicyclus anynana (squinting bush brown)
Lineage: Eukaryota; Metazoa; Arthropoda; Insecta; Lepidoptera; Nymphalidae
Exons: 8
Coding region: 215-1036 (273 amino acids)
Source: RefSeq, a predicted model, not a curated record